GGUAAGUAACUAGUUUUAAUCUUAGCUGAAUUUAUUGGCUGAUAAAUUCUCUCAUUUGAGGGGCUGUGAAAAACUUCAUUCUUCAAAAAUUCUUCAAUUCAAAAAUUAUGUCUCGAGAUAAUUUCGACUCUGCUCUGUACGGUUCAGAGAUAUCAGAGGAAUUGCACUUCCUCUAUGUGUCAGAAGAGGCAGAAAUACCUGAGCCUUUGGGGGUUCUAACAAGAGUUCAUGAGUUGGAAAUGAGCUGCAGAACCUAUCAGGAGCAGAACUGUAAGCUCAAAUCAGAGGUGAGUGCGCUUGAGUCAGAGUUAAAAGAUGUGAGGGCCAAGGAGACCCACUGUACAAAACAAGUGCUUGCUUCCCAGGAAGAGCUCAAUAAACUGCAUGGCCAUUGGAAGGAGCUUAACUCCCAGUUAGAGGUGAUGGUACUGAAAGUAAGUGAUCUGACAGCUGAGAAAAAAAGGCUGCAGGAGUGGGUCAGUGAAAACGCACAAAUUAAGGAAGAUCUGGACCGAGUGUCAAACUCUCUGAUAAACGAGAAACGUGUCAGGGAGAAAAAUGACAUGAGAAAACUGGAAGAGCUGGCCCGGAUCGAAUCUCUGAGAGAGGAACAAAGGAUUGAAAUUGAAAAUUUAAAGGUAGCAGUAGAUUAUCUACGAGAAAAUGAGAAGACCCUUAGGGACAACCUCACUGCUGAACAGGACCAACUAAAAUCUCUGAGAGAGAAAAAACAUGCAGAGGUUGAACAGCUGGGAGCAGAAUUGCAGAGUUAUCAGGAAAAGGAGAGGAUUCUGAAUGAGCAGAACAAGAAUCUCACUGCUGAUGUGGCCCAACUUGAAUGCCUGAAUAAGACAAACCGAGCAGAGAUUGAACAGCUGAGGGCAACGGUGUAUGACCUUGAGCAUCAAGUAGAGGAGGCUCAGCAAGACCACAGCUAUAAACAUGAGCUAAUUCAGAAGGUGGCCCAACUUGAACACGUGAGAAAGAAUAUGCAGACACAGAAGAAAAACCUGUUGGCAGAACUGCAGGAUCUGGAGGAAAGGGGGAAGUCUCUGAACAAGCAGAAAACGACCAGCAGUGCCAUACUGGUCAUGCUUAAAUCUUACAUAGAGAAAAAACUGGCAGAGAAUGAAAAUCUGUGGGCAGAAGUUCAUUAUCUGCAGGAACAUGGGAACAACAUAAAUGAGAACAACAAGAGCCUGACUGACGAAGUGGCCCAUCUUGAAUCUCUGAGAGAGAGUAAACGAGAAGAGAUUGAAAGUCUGAGGACAGCAGUGUGCGACCUUCAGUGUCAAGUAAGAGAAGCUCAGGAAGUCAUCAGGGAUAAAGAUGAGGUAAUACAGAAGCUGACCCAUCCUGAAUAUCUGAUGGAGAAAAAACAGGCAGAGAUUAAAAAGCUGAGGACAGCACUGCAUUAUGUUCAGGAAAAGGAAGACUUUCUGAAUAAACAGAAUAGGAGCAUCACCGAUGAGCUGGCCCAGAUCGAAUCUCUGAGAGAGGAACAAAGGAUUGAAAUUGAAAAUUUAAAGGCAGCAGUAGAUUAUCUACGAGAAAAUGAGAAGACCCUUAGGGACAACCUCACUGCUGAACAGGACCAACUAAAAUCUCUGAGAGAGAAAAAACAUGCAGAGGUUGAACAGCUGGGAGCAGAAUUGCAGAGUUAUCAGGAAAAGGAGAGGAUUCUGAAUGAGCAGAACAAGAAUCUCACUGCUGAUGUGGCCCAACUUGAAUGCCUGAAUAAGACAAACCGAGCAGAGAUUGAACAGCUGAGGGCAACGGUGUAUGACCUUGAGCAUCAAGUAGAAGAGGCUCAGCAAGACCACAGCUAUAAACAUGAGCUAAUUCAGAAGGUGGCCCAACUUGAACACGUGAGAAAGAAUAUGCAGACACAGAAGAAAAACCUGUUGGCAGAACUGCAGGAUCUGGAGGAAAGGGGGAAGUCUCUGAACAAGCAGAAUACGACCAGCAGUGCCAUACUGGUCAUGCUUAAAUCUUACAUAGAGAAAAAACUGGCAGAGAAUGAAAAUCUGUGGGCAGAAGUUCACGAUCUGCAGGAACAUGGGAACAACAUAAAGGAGAACAACAAGAGCCUGACUGACGAAGUGGCCCAUCUUGAAUCUCUGAGAGAGAGAAAACAAGAAGAGAUUGAAAGUCUGAGGACAGCAGUGUGCGACCUUCAGUGUCAAGUAAGAGAAGCUCAGGAAGUCAUCAGGGAUAAAGAUGAGGUAAUACAGAAGCUGACCCAUCCUGAAUAUCUGACGGAGAAAAAACAGGCAGAGAUUGAAAAGCUGAGGACAGCACUGCAUGAUGUUCAGGAAAAGGAAGACUUUCUGAAUAAACAGAAUAGGAGUAUCACAGAUGAGCUGGCCCGGAUCGAAUCUCUGAGAGAGGAACAAAGGAUUGAAAUUGAAAAUUUAAAGGCAGCAGUAGAUUAUCUACGAGAAAAUGAGAAGACCCUUAGGGACAACCUCACUGCUGAACAGGACCAGCUAAAAUCUCUGAGAGAGGAACAAAGGACUGAAAUUAACUUUUUAAAGGUAGCAAUAGAUUAUCUACUGGAAAAUGAGAAGACCCUUAGGGACAACCUCACUGCUGAACAGGACCAACUAAAAUCUCUGAGAGAGAAAAAACAUGCAGAGGUUGAACAGCUGGGAGCAGAAUUGCAGAGUUAUCAGGAAAAGGAGAGGAUUCUGAAUGAGCAGAACAAGAAUCUCACUGCUGAUGUGGCCCAACUUGAAUGCCUGAAUAAGACAAACCGAGCAGAGAUUGAACAGCUGAGGGCAACGGUGUAUGACCUUGAGCAUCAAGUAGAGGAGGCUCAGCAAGACCACAGCUAUAAACAUGAGCUAAUUCAGAAGGUGGCCCAACUUGAACAUGUGAGAAAGACAAUGCAGACAGAGAAGAAAAACCUGUUGGCAGAACUGCAGGAUCUGGAGGAAAGGGAGAAGUCUCUGAACAAGCAGAAUACGACCAUCAGUGCCGAACUGGCCAUGCUUAAAUCUUACACAGAGAAAAAACUGGCAGAGAAUGAAAAUCUGUGGGCAGAAGUUCACGAUCUGCAGGAACAUGGGAACAACAUAAAGGAGAACAACAAGAGCCUGACUGAUGAAGUGGCCCAUCUUGAAUCUCUGAGAGAGAGAAAACAAGAAGAGAUUGAAAGUCUGAGGACAGCAGUGUGCGACCUUCAGUGUCAAGUAAGAGAAGCUCAGGAAGUCAUCAGGGAUAAAGAUGAGGUAAUACAGAAGCUGACCCAUCCUGAAUAUCUGAUGGAGAAAAAACAGGCAGAGAUUGAAAAGCUGAGGACAGCACUGCAUGAUGUUCAGGAAAAGGAAGACUUUCUGAAUAAACAGAAUAGGAGCAUCACAGAUGAGCUGGCCCGACUUGAGUCUCUGACAGAGACACAAAACGAGGAGAACAAAAACCUGAAGACAGCUGUGAAAGAUCUUCAGUACCAACUGGAGGAGGCUAAGCAAGUGAUCUGGGAUAAAGAUGAGCUGAUAACAAAGCAAAACAUGGAUCUUGCUUAUAAGCAGGAAGUAAUAGAGGAGAGUUACAUCCUAAUCACCGAUAUGAAACAAUCAGUCUAUGAUCUUAAAGAUCAGCUAGAGACGAACCAGGAGGAGGAAAUACUAGUUUGUGUUAGGAAUUUAAGAGAGGGAUCUAGGAAGGCUGAAAAUACAGAACGACCGGACUCACCUGAGGAGCAGAGAGACGACAGCCUCCUGGAGACUACACCUGAGGAGCUGAGAGACGACAGCCUCCCGGAGACUACACCUGAGGAGCUGAGAGACGACAGCCUCCUGGAGACUACACCUGAGGAGCUGAGAGACGACAGCCUCCUGGAGACUACACCUGAGGAGCAGAGAGGCGACAGCCUCCCGGAGACUCCACCUGAGGAGCGGAAUGACAACAUCCUCCUGGAGACUACACCUGAGGAGCAGAGAGACGACAGUCUCCUGGAGACUACACCUGAGGAGCAGAGAGACGACAGCCUCCUGGAGACUACACCUGAGGAGCAGAGAGACGACAGCCUCCUAGAGACUACACCUGAGGAGCUGAGAGACGACAGCCUCCUGGAGACUACACCUGAGGAGCUGAGAGACGACAGCCUCUUGGAGACUACACCUGAGGAGCAGAGCGAUGGCAUCCUCCCGGGGACUAAACCUGAGGAGCGGAGCGACGACAGCCUCCCGGAGACUACACCUGAGGAGCAGAGAGGCGACAGCCUCCCGGAGACUCCACCUGAGGAGCGGAAUGACAACAUCCUCCUGGAGACUACACCUGAGGAGCAGAGAGACGACAGUCUCCUGGAGACUACACCUGAGGAGCUGAGAGAUGACAGCCUCCUGGAUACUAAACCUGAGGAUCAGAGAGACGACAGCCUCCUAGAGACUACACCUGAGGAGCAGAGAGACGACAGUCUCCUGGAUACUAAACCUGAGGAUCAGAGAGACGACAGCCUCCUAGAGACUACACCUGAGGAGCAGAGAGACGACAGCCUCCUGGAGACUACACCUGAGGAGCUGAGAGACGACAGCCUCUUGGAGACUACACCUGAGGAGAAGAGCGAUGACAGCCUCCUGGAGACUACACCUGAGGAGCUGAGAGACGACAGCCUCUUGGAGACUACACCUGAGGAGCAGAGCGAUGGCAUCCUCCCGGGGACUAAACCUGAGGAGCGGAGCGACGACAGCCUCCCGGAGACUACACCUGAGGAGCAGAGAGGCGACAGCCUCCCGGAGACUCCACCUGAGGAGCGGAAUGACAACAUCCUCCUGGAGACUACACCUGAGGAGCUGAGAGACGACAGCCUCCUGGAUACUAAACCUGAGGAUCAGAGACUACACCUGAGGAAGCAGAGAGACGACAGCCUCCUGGAGACUACACCUGAGGAGCUGAGAGACGACAGCCUCUUGGAGACUACACCUGAGGAGAAGAGCGAUGACAGUCUCCUGGAGACUACACCUGAGGAGCUGAGAGACGACAGCCUCCUGGAGACUACACCUGAGGAGCGGAACGAUGGCAUCCUCCCGGGGACUAAACCUGAGGAGCGGAGCGACGACAGCCUCCCAGAGACUACACCUGAGGAUCAGAGAGACGACAGCCUCCCGGAGACUACACCUGAGGAGCAGAGCGAUGACAGUCUCCUGGAGACUACACCUGAGGAUCAGAGCGACGACAGCCUCCCUGAGACUACACCUGAGGAGCGGAUCGACGACAGCCUCCUGGAGACUCCACCUGAGGAGCGGAAUGACAACAUCCGUCUGGAGACUACACCUGAGGAGUUGAGCGACGACAGCCUCCCGGAGACUACACCUGAGGAGCGGAGCAACGACAGCCUCCCGGAGACCAAAAGUAUGUGGCGUUGCUGUGUUAAAGGCCUACUGAAAGUAGGUUUGCAUGUUGGCAUCGCCACUGUAGGUGUAGGCCUACUUAUUUCUGUGGGUAUCCUGGCCAACUCACUGACUGCCAACUGCAAUACAAACACUAACUGCUGCAUGUGGGACUGUGUCUACCACCUGAUGGAGCCCUACAGCGACUUCCGAUGCACAGUUCCUCAUCCUUUCUAA
Siniperca chuatsi (mandarin fish) is the source of this 5570-nucleotide messenger RNA. RefSeq names its product nucleoprotein TPR-like. Bases 108 to 5570 code for a protein of 1820 amino acids. The transcript is spliced from 3 exons. The record is from RefSeq and is a predicted model, not a curated record. NCBI's taxonomy places the organism in Eukaryota, Metazoa, Chordata, Actinopteri, Centrarchiformes, Sinipercidae.